Messenger RNA from Panonychus citri (citrus red mite), 1064 nucleotides. RefSeq lists its product as uncharacterized. NCBI's taxonomy places the organism in Eukaryota, Metazoa, Arthropoda, Arachnida, Trombidiformes, Tetranychidae. The record is from RefSeq and is a predicted model, not a curated record. The coding region runs from base 138 to 1019 and encodes 293 amino acids. The transcript is spliced from 7 exons.
UAAUUAGCUAAUUGGACAAUUAAUUUAAUUUAAUCUUCUCAUAAAUGAUUUAGCUUUGAGAUCCAAACUCAAGUAAUCCAAUUUACUGGAACAAUUUAAUCAGUUUCAGUUGAGUUUGAUUAGCUAAUCAAUUUACAAUGGAAUUAAUUUUUUCCAAACUACUUUAUCUUCAGAUUUUAAUUCCAAUUGUUAUUGGUACAAUUUCGGUCUCUUAUGUUCAUCAAAUUAAUGAAUUUAUUGGUUCAUAUGAACGAGGUAAUUUACUUAAUUGUGCAAGUGAAUGUGCUCAAAUACCCGAUUGUACUUGUAUCAGAUUAUCAUCAAAUGGUAGUCAAGUUUGUCAACCUUUAUCAACGGAAACGGAUGCUAAUGGACUUAAUCACACUAAAUGGGUUUAUUUUUCAAUGAUUUUACCCAAUUUAACUCAAGAAAAUGUUGCCCUACGAAAACCGUCAACACAAAGUUCAGUGUUGGAACUGAACGGAGUCUCUUAUUCAGCUGAUCGAGCGGUCGACGGAAAUUACAACAUGGACCCAACUAAAGUACCUUAUCUGUCACAGACCAAAGAAGAGGCCGAAGCCGAUACUUUCCCGUGGUGGCAAGUUGACCUUAAACGUGACCACAUUGUAUCAAUGGUUAAAGUUUUAAAUCGCAAAAAUCCAGCUGAUCGUCUUCAUGAUUUUGAAGUUCGAGUUGGACAUAAAUCAAUUACCUCUGAUCACAAUAAUGCUCAUUUCAAUUUGAAUGGACUAUGCGGAAGUUAUAAAGGAUCAUCACUCGAACCUGGACAAUUUGUGACAAUUAACUGUGAGCCUUGUCCAAUUCUUGGUCGUUUUGUAACAAUUCAAAUUGUUAAAUUGUGUGAUGAUUGUAAGGAGAAGGAUAAAAAUAUAUUAAAUCUUCCGGAGGUUGAAGUCUAUGGUUCAGCAAUUAACGAUAAAGAUGAGAAAAAAAUUAAAGGUAAAUCACCUAAGAAACAAUCAUCAGACGAAAUUGAUUCAAUCGAUGAUAACAAUUAAAACUUUAACCAAUCAAUUAACCAAUAGUUAGACAGGUAAUUGAGA